This is a messenger RNA of Rana temporaria (common frog), 2904 nucleotides long. RefSeq names its product family with sequence similarity 234 member B (gene FAM234B). The transcript is spliced from 14 exons. Bases 77 to 1954 code for a protein of 625 amino acids. The record is from RefSeq and is a predicted model, not a curated record. NCBI's taxonomy places the organism in Eukaryota, Metazoa, Chordata, Amphibia, Anura, Ranidae.
CACUCUGCACUAGCCCCGCCUCCCUCGCUCAGUCACGUGACUGUGACAUCACUCUCCAUACAUCCCAGGGUCUAGUAUGGCUACGGUGCUGUCCAGGGCUCUGAAGCUGCAAGGAAAAAAGUCCCAUGACCCCCGGGAGUAUGACCCUCUUACACAGGCAGACAGUGAUGAGAGCGAGGACGACCUUGUCAUUAACAUCCAGCAUAACGGACUUCAGAAUGGAAAGGGCACCCAACAUACAACAAAUGAACUUGAUUCUGAUGUUGAAAGAAUUUCAAAGCGAGUUCAACAACGAAAAAUCGAUCAUAAACAAGAGGGGUUAGCUGCUACGGGUGGACUGGAACCACAGCUUAAGGCAACAUCCUCAUUGGUGUCUUAUGUGCGGACUACAGUCUUCAUUCUGACCGUUGUCAUCUCUAUGAUAAUGGUUCUGGUUUGUGCUUUCCUAAUCCCUUGUCCACUGCCUAGUCAACAGCAUGUUUGGUAUCUCAACGUGGGUUAUGAGCCUGAGGUGUCCCCUCCAAUGGAGUUGUUUGAUGUGAAUAAAGAUGGAGUACCUGAUAUUCUCCUGUUGUCUGUAUCACCCAAUGCCAACACUUCACUUGUUGUUUUGGAACAGGAGCCCAGUAUUUCUGCACUCUCUGGGAUUAAUGGUAGUUUGCUGUGGAAGAGAAAUUCUCAGGAGUACCUCAGGAGCAUUCAGUGUGGGCAAUUGGUUUUGAAAACCCAGCAAAAUGACAUGUGUCUUUUAACUGGGACAUCCAAACUCCUAACUUUAAUAAGUGCAUCCACAGGGUCAACCAUAUGGACCAUGAAUCCAACCCAUGUAUCUCUUGAAACUAUGGCAGCACCUGCUGUUGUUUUGCCAGAUCUAGAUGAGGAUAAUACCAGUGACUUAUUGGUUCUCACCAUUGGAGAAAGUCAACCAGAUCUUGGUUUCCUUUUGGUGUCCGGUCUUACUGGAAAGCCUUUGGGUGGAAUAGUAAAAUACAACAGGAUGGGAGAAGGAAAGGUUAUAGACCCUCAGGCAUACUACACAAGUCAAGGGGCUAUUUACAUUCUUUUUGGGUUUGGCAACAUCCAGGCAGUAGCAUUAAAAGAUAUCUAUGCACAAGCUAAAAACCGAGAUAGUUUUCCAAAUGUAUUGCAAAAGAAUGAGCCUGACUGGGAGAAGAGAAAGGCAGUUAAUCUCUCCAAGUUGAUCAGUGUUUACAGUUCAGAUGUGGAAUUUCUUCAGACAAUACCAGUUUUUGGGAGCAACUGUAGUGACCUGCUUGUUACCACCAAUAAGGGUCUAUCUCUCCUGCGCGGGCAAGAUUUGGAACCGAAAUGGAGCUUCCCUCGCAAGAACAUUUAUAGUAUUCCUCAGCCCGGUUAUUUUAACACUGAUGGGAAUCUGGAUUUCUUUUUACAAAUUCAGAGUAGCAAUGAUAUGAAAAAGGUUGCUGUAAUUGAUGGAUCCACAAGUGCAUUACUUUGGGAAUGGGAGAUUCCAUGGCAUGAAAGGGAUGUAAAAGCUUUGUCACUUCUAACUGCAGAUGGGAAAUCUGUGUUCCUUUUCUGGGGAGAGGGACAGUCUACAGAAAACAACUCGAAACAGGCGCUGGAUACAAAAUCGGAGGACCAUUUGAACAGACAUCUCUACUUACUCUACCCAACCUACCCUGGGGUUGUUCUAGAGCUUUUCAAAGUUACAGCAAGCAUAGUUGCCACAAGUGGAGGCAUCAUAGAGCUUGAGAAGGAUGUUGUUCUUGCUAUAAUGACGGCAGAAAAGGGACCGAACACAGACAAGUUGCCUCGAAAUUUGACAGUCAGUAAAUUAGGCAUGAAAUGGGCACUUUCUAACAGUCGAGCACUGUCACUAGGACAUGUGAACAUGAAACCCAAAGUAGAAGAUGUUAAAAGAAUACUCGCCAGGCUAAAGUUUAGUGCCGUACCUCAAAGGCUUUUGUAAUUUUGAAGGAGCAAGACAAUCAAGAGUAGAAAAAAAACUAUUUUCUGAAUGGCAGUCAACAUGUUUCCCUACUUCAUGUCAUAUGUAAAGUCAUAGAAUCAGCUUUAUUCUCUUAGAAAAUAUCUCAAAACUCACAAUGAGGGGGGUGAUUGUAAUACUGUCUAAUUUUAUGUUGUCUUGUAUACUAUCACCAUCUUACCGAGCAUUGUUCUAGCCAUUUGAAUGUGGCAACAAAUUGCAAAACUUUGUACUGAAAAUACCAAACUCCUCCUUAAUGAUAGUAAGGUUGUUGGGGUAAUCUUUUAUUACUUGGUACUAUGACACCAGUGUUGACAUCAUUGGGGGCUUAUUUAGUAAGCCAGAAAGAAAUGUGAAAGUUUAGUAACGAUUGUAAUUCUCUGAGCUAUCUCUAUUCAAGUGAAAGCUGGAGAGGUUACUGUAUAUGGCAGACUUAUGAUGUUCUUUAUGCUGCUUUGUAGAAAACUUUUUACUUUUACUAUAAACUGUGAAUACUGAAUAGUAAAUUUUAACUGCAGUUUUGUUAAAAUGUUACCAUGAUAUGCAUGUUUAGCACAAUUGUCAUAAAUUGGAAAAAGUAGACCAUGGAUCAGGGUGUUAAUGUUGGAAAAGCUAUAGCCUUUACUAGUAUACGUGUCCUACAUGUCUUGCUCAGGCUUCAAAAGAAGGAAAAGUGUGAUGCCAAACAGCUGAACUGCAUUUUUUGUUUAGUAUGUAAGACAGGUCAAAUGUCAGUGUUUAUUAAAAUAUUUCAUAAGCUUGAAAAAAAGUAACCAGAACACUUAUGUGAGUACAUAAACUUUAAUAUAUGUACAUUUAUGAACACAUGUUUAUGCAAAAUACUGUGUGGAAAGCACUGCCUGGAAAAGUUGCAUCAUUUGUUCUAUCUUGAUACUAAAGAGCUGAUCCCAACUCAGUCAGGCACAAAGCCA